Messenger RNA from Hippoglossus stenolepis (Pacific halibut), 1279 nucleotides. RefSeq names its product hepatic lectin-like. The transcript is spliced from 8 exons. The record is from RefSeq and is a predicted model, not a curated record. Lineage: Eukaryota; Metazoa; Chordata; Actinopteri; Pleuronectiformes; Pleuronectidae. The coding region runs from base 239 to 1066 and encodes 275 amino acids.
CUGAAUAACAUCACUCACGUCUGAGACGUCUCUGUUAGAAAACAACAAAUAUCCGUUUGAACAAAACUUGAGGAAGUGAAAUAUCCUAAUGAUGUGGUCUGGAGGAACUACACGUCUUCUUAGAGCCUUCAGCACAUUUGAGUCUGACAGGAAAGAUUAGAACAGUUUUCGAGCAGGUGUCAGACAAAACUAAAUUUAUUUCCAAAUUUAUACUCACUGAUGGUCCCACAGCAGGAAAAUGGCUGAAGCUGAAGUUCUUUACUCUGAUAUUAAGUUCAAAAGAGCGAGGGGAAACACAGAUGUGGCCACACCCUCUGCAGAUGAACCCACUUAUUGCAACGUCCAUUACUCAAAAGCUCAGCGACCUGGCUCCAAACAACCUGCAGCAUCAAACAGGCGAUCAGGGGUCACAUCGGAGCGAGUGGCCCUGCUGGUCCUCAGUGUUCUCCUGGCAGCUGCCGUCACAGCUCUUGGUGUAACCCUUUAUGAAAAUACUCAAACCAUGAAGAGUCUCCAAAAGCUUCAAGAUGAGGCAAAAAAUCUCACAGAAAUACUCAGUAAGACAGAACCGUGCAAAGUGGAGCAGCCAUGUAAACCUCCUUCAGUAAGAGAUGAAGCAUGUCCGAGGUGCGAGGACGGCUGGGAGCCACAUGGAGGAAAGUGCUACUUCUUCUCCUCGGUUACUUCAUCCUGGGAUCAGGGUAGAAGACAAUGCAUAUUAAUGAGAGGAGACCUGGUUGUGAUAAACAACAGAGAGGAGCAGAGAUUCCUGGUGUCUAGACUAAGAGGAAAAAUGGACACUCUUGAGGACAGGUUCUGGAUCGGACUGACAGACUCAAAGAAAGAGGGUGAAUGGCUUUGGGUGGACGACACACGACUGGAUACAAGUUUGACGUUUUGGCGUCUCAAAGAGCCAGACGACUGGAAAGGGCCGAAUCCGGAUGAAGAGGCCUAUCCUGAUGGAGAGGACUGUGUGAGGAUGGGGGUGGAAGACCUGAAGUCCUGGAGCGAUGGAUCCUGCGAAUCACAUCAUAAAAGUAUUUGUGAGAAACCAGAAAAAGCAUGAGCCUGAAAUCCAGUUGGAUCAGAUUGAGCUCGAGUCCUCAGCCACUUUCACAAACUGAGGCAUGAUGCUUUAUUAAUGAAGAUCUUCUCCAGACAUAAACAACUUUGAAUAAUAUCUAGAGUCUCAUAUGUUCUUCAGUUUCCUUGUUAUUUUAAAGUGACGUCUACUCCUCCCUCAUAUAAAAUCUAUGCAUAUUAAAUAUUAUAUAUAAUA